AGAGAGAGAGAGAGAGAGAGAGAGAGAGAGAGAGGUGCUGUGUUUCAGCAUGCGCGUGUGGUGUGUAUGCAUGUGUGUGAGCAGUUUUCUACCAUGCAUGCGUGAGCUUGUGCAUGUGCGCGUAAAGGAGAGACGCAGUGUUUUAUUUUAAAUGCACGCUUCGGUGAGAUUCAUUUGUGUACAAUGUGUCAGAGGAGGAGAAAUCAAACUGGCUGCAUAAAAUCUAUGUGACUCAAACACAGUCUUCUCUGUGUCUACAAGAGAGAGGGAAGGAGAGAGGAGGAGGAGAGAAAGACUGGAGCUUGAGGCAAAGACAAUCAAAGAUACGGACUCUACGGUCUCAGGAAACGUCAGAAGACAAUUACCAGGCCCUUCAAAGCUCCCAUAUUCUCUGCAGUGAAAAUUAACUUAUAAAUGCACAUGCACACACAGUACUGCUGUGGUUGAAACUCUCUCCGUGUCCACAUGAACACACACACAUGCACACAGAGACUUCCCUGUUCUGUUUUUGCACAGGGCUCAGAUUGAAAGACGUUUUUCUCUAGGUGCCCGGUGUGAAAUCCUGGCUGGACGUGUCUCAUCUUUUCUGCAGUUUCAUGGAAAUAUUAAUUUAGCAAAACCUUGCACACGCACAUUGGAGCAGGAAUUAGAGGAGGAAAUCUGUGUGUGAUCGCCUUAUAGCUAAGGUAUAGAUAUUUCAGGCCUAAUCAAGUCAACAGGAGUGCUACACCAGCGAAAGACAUCAUGACAUCACACGGAAAACUAAGGAAGGAGAAAGGGAGUCUGGCGGAAUAUGAUACACAAAUCAAAGAGAUUCGUGGUCAGCUGUCAGAGCAGCUAAAAAUCCUGGAUGCGCAGCUGGAGGUGAAGACGCAGCAGCUGCAGGAUCUGAGCGAAUACCUGCGCAGACGCGGCGAGAUUGAGACGGAGUAUGCACGGUCUUUGGAGAAACUCAGUGAGAGGUUCACCGUCAAGACCAAAAGAAAGGAGCAGUUGGAUAUGUCUGUGGCUCAGUGCUGGUCGGUUCUGCUGACCCAGACCAGACAGGAGAGCCGCGAUCACAGCUCAUUGAGUGAACUGUGCAGCAACACUCUCACACAGAGACUCUCACACUGCAUUGAGGACACACACCGCCUAGCAAAGCGGAGCAAGGAGGUGGGGCUACAAAUGCAAGACGAGCUCUUGAAAGUCACCACAGAGCUACAGACGGCUUUGAAAACGUAUCAUCAGUACCACAUGGACUCUCUGGCUGCUGAUGGGAAGCUCAAAGAGGCCACACGACUGGAGGAAAAACAAACGGGCAAGUCAGCUGAUCUUGGUCUCAGCCUAUCAGGAGGGCAGAGGCGCAGCUCUGUGAAAAAAAUUGAGAGGCUGAUGGAGAAGAGGCAAGGGAAAGUACAGGAAACUCAGUUGAAGUGCACUAAAGCUCGUAACGACUACUUGCUCAGCUUGGCAGCAGCUAAUGUCACCAUGAAUAAGUAUUAUCUGGAGGACAUUUGCACUCUUAUUGAUUGCACAGAUCUGGGGUACCACCUGUCUCUGUCUCGGGUGAUACGUGGAUACCUCUCAAACAGAAACAAAACCGUCCAGAACACAAAAAAUGGCCUUCAGCAGCUGGAUGCUGCGGUGACUGCACUGAACCAAGGCCAGGAUAGAGAUGCCCUGCUGCAGGCCCACAACACAGCUUUUUGCCUGCCCUUCCGCUUCCAGUACCAACCCCAUGAAGGAGAUCAGGUGUGUGAAGUAAGUGCAGAAGGCCAGGUGAGGUAUGAGCUUGAGACCAGAUUUCAGCAGCUUCAGUCCAGACUGUCCUCCGUUACCCUGGAAACAGAAGAGCUCAGUAAGACUCUCAAGACCACGUAUGCUAAUCUUCUGGAGAGCAUCUGCGAUGAUGACUGCAACCCCACCCCUGAGUCCUCCGCCAUUCAAGCGGUCGAGAGCACAGGCGACGGCACAGGAGUUAAACCGAGCCUGGCAAAACGCAGGGCUAAUCUACAGGACACAGAGACCUUUUACUUUACAAAAGUAAAGGAGCAUAUAUGUGGCAACUCUCUGAUCUCAAAACUCCAGGCCAAACAUGACCUACUUAAAGAAGCCAUACAGAAAGCUGAGUCCUUCGAAAGCGAUUCCUCCAGAAUGCAGCCUGGUAGGGCAGUGCGUGUGCGGAAAGCCAGGCCCUGCUCCCAGUACCAUCACAAACUCUUCACUGGAGACAUGAUCUCCUUCAUACAGAGCUCUGGGCAGCAGAUCCCACUGGUUGUGGAGAGCUGCAUUCGCUUCAUCAACCUGCACGGUCUGCAUCAUGAAGGCAUUUUUAGAGUUCCUGGAUCACAGACUGAGGUUAAUCAUAUCAGAGAUGCCUUUGAAAGAGGAGAAGACCCCCUCACUGAUAGUGAAUGUGAUAUUGAUUCAGUGGCAGGAGUUCUCAAGCUUUAUUUCAGAUGUCUGGAGAAGCCGCUGUUUCCUGAAGAAAGCCUUAGCCAGCUCAUGGAGUGUGUCCAUAUUGAGAAUAUAACCGAGAAAGUAGCUCAGAUAAAGACACUGGUCUCGUCCUUCCCCAGACCUGUGGUCAUAGUGAUGCGUUAUCUCUUCGCCUUCCUUCAUCAUGUCUCUCAGUACAGUGAUGAAAACAUGAUGCAGCCCUAUAACCUGGCCGUGUGCUUUGGACCGAGUCUGCUCAGGGGAGGGGAUGAAGUGACCCUGGCACCUCAAAUCAAUGACCUGGUCAAGACUACAAUUCUCCAUUAUGAGAACAUCUUCCCCGGGCCGUCCGAACUCCCAGGCCCGGUCUAUGAGAAAUGCAUGACUCUAGAGCAGGAAUAUUGUGAACCAAUCACAGAGGAGGGCGAAGUAGAUGCUGAACCACUUCCCAGCGAAGAUGAAUGGGAGGCAGUGGCCAUGUUUGAUUAUGUUGCACGCUCUGCAGCCGAGCUGUCAUUCAAGCAGGGUGACCACUUCGUACUGCACAGCAAGGCCUCUGUUGAUUGGUGGAGAGGAGAAAUAGGAGGAGUGAAAGGCCUGAUCCCACAUAAGUACAUCAGUGUGGCGGAGGGGGCGGGGCUCAAGGAACGAGGGAAGAAAGAGGACAGUCGAGGGGGCAGCACAGGAAAUCUAGCAGAAGAUCAACAGCUUGCUGAACCCAGUCAUCGAAUGAGGGUGAACAGUGACAGCGCUUCUCUACCCUGCCGGCAAAGGACAGGCAGUGGAGGCAUCAGUGUAGGUGUAGGCGGCAGUGCUGUAGGUGCAAGCGGCAGUGGAAGUGCAGGCGGCAGCGGAAGCGGAAGCCCGAUACGGAAAUUCAACCUGCCGAUACCUGAGGGACGAUUUGUUCUUCCUGCACAGACAGCUGCAGUUGCACGUCAGUUCUCAGGUCAUCAAGAGCGCAGACAUACUUUAGACACUUUGAGGCCAAUACCUACAGAAAGACAGACGGUGCAUAUCGACAAGGAGGUCAGUCGCCAGAUGAACUCUGUCUUCAAGGAGUUGUUGUCUCGUCAGCCUCCUCAAGAAGUCUCGGUUUCGAGUGCUCCUCCGUCCUCUCCUCCCGCAACCACUCCUGCGGUAUCUUCUGUCCCUUCUCGAGGUUCAGUCAAGAGGGGAACGUUCAGUCUGCGCAGCAAGGGUCUCUUCAAAGCCCAAGAACAACAGGACUGAUAGAAAGGGAGAAAAACGUAUACACAAGUUAAUCUGUGUAUUAAGUGAAUUUGAGUAUGAGUGUCAACUCAUCACAAAUAUGAAUAUAUUUUUCCAGACGUUCAGUAUAUGGUACUCUUUACGCCUUAACUAAAGUUUAUCUGAAACUAUUUCGAGCAUAAGCAAUCACUCAGCCAGUGAACCAGUGAUUUGUUUUGUGUGAGACCGAGUAAUUGAUCCUUUGAUUGGUUGUAUUUGUUUUAGCUUUGAUGAGACUUAAUCAUACAUCUAUCACAGUGAUGUUCAGUGGAGUUUUUUACCGUAGUGUCGUUAUUGAGAAAUGUCUGUUACUGCUGUAUCUGUUUUAUGACGUGAAAGACAGCAGACCAAAAGUCCCUCAAACAACAGAUAAAGCCCUGUGGUGUCUGUGCCGUGGGAAUGACGUCAGUAAGACAGAGUCCACAUUGCUUGUUAUGGAUACAAAUGCACCACAAAUGUAGAACUAGAGUUUUUUUU
Messenger RNA from Misgurnus anguillicaudatus (oriental weatherfish), 4149 nucleotides. NCBI's taxonomy places the organism in Eukaryota, Metazoa, Chordata, Actinopteri, Cypriniformes, Cobitidae. The record is from RefSeq and is a predicted model, not a curated record.